Cuscuta campestris is the source of this 1315-nucleotide messenger RNA. NCBI's taxonomy places the organism in Eukaryota, Viridiplantae, Streptophyta, Magnoliopsida, Solanales, Convolvulaceae. The record is from the annotation of a GenBank genome assembly.
GUAUAUAUACAUAGACUCCACAUUUAACAUUUUAGUUAACACUAAUUACUACAUUCAAAUUAUUUCACUAAGUUUACUUGUAAACUAUAAAAUAGGCAUUGAUAGUAAAGAAGAAUAUGUUAUUUUUGGUAUAAAUAUAUGCACCAAUAAAAAGUUCUGGAAUGGGACUUUAUAAUAGCAUAAAAUUGUAGACUUUGUACUUUGGGUUUCCUGAUGAGUUUCCAACUUCAAUUCUGGGUUAAGUUGAAGAGUACUUCUUCAUCACCAUUUCUGCCAUCUGGGCUUUGAUCUUUUGAUCUAAAGUCACAGAAAAACCCUAAAGAAGAAAAGAGAGUGAAAUGGUGAGACAGAAGAUAGAGAUAAAGAAGAUAGAGAAUUUGACAGCAAGGCAAGUGACAUUUUCAAAGAGGAGAAGAGGGGUUUUCAAGAAAGCCAAGGAACUCUCCACCCUCUGCGAUGUCGAUGUCGGCCUUGUCGUCUUCUCCGCCACCGGAAAACUCUUCCACUAUGCCUCUCCCAGCAUGGAGGGAGUGAUUGCAAAGCACAACAUGUACUCGGAGAGUGUUGAGAAUGAGCAUCAACCACUUCCCACUGUCCAGAGAGAAAGUGUAACCUGUGCCGCGCUAACCAAGGAACUUGCCGAUAAGAGUCAGGAGUUGAGGCAACUCAAAGGAGAAGAUCUCGAGGAAGUUGGGAUGGCGGAGUUGAUAAAACUUGAGAAACUUAUCGAGGGUGGACUCCGUCGGGUCGCAAGGAAAAAGGUUGAAAUACUAAUGGAACAAGUUAAUCUUCUAAAGAAACAGGAAGCUAAAUUAAUGGAAGAGAAUUCCGAGUUGAAGCAGCGAUCUGAAAUAGUGCACUCUUCUGAGUCAGUCACAAGUGGGUGUUGCAUGUUACUUGACAAUCUGAGGGAUAACCACAAAAUUUCCGAUACUACCCUCAAGUUGGGUUUACCCUUCCCCAAUUGAUACGAGGAUAUGAUGAAGAGAUGGGAGAAUGCUACAACCUCAGUAUAUGCAAAGGCAUAUAUAUAUAUAUAUAUAUAUAUAUAUAUAUAUAUAUAUAUAUAUAUAUAUAUAUAUAUAUAUAUAUAUAUAUAUGUUAAUAUGUGCAUGCAUCAUCACAUGAUGAUGAUGAUGGUACCAUUAAAUAUUGUGUUGGACAAGACUUAAUUUUCUGGCUAGCAAACAACUGAUAAGGUGCUGUUGUGUGGUAGACAAAUCAUUAUUUAUUCAAUGUAAUCCCACAUGGUGUACUUUAGAUUUAGAUGAUAAAUUUAUAAAUCUCCGUCACCAAAUAAAUUAUACUUCGUAUA